GGUAUUCCCAUGAAUCUUCAUUAGAUUAAUUAAAUUAUUGCUUUUAUUUUUAGUAGUCAAAUCUAAAUGGCAACACUAUUGCAGAUUAGAAUUAGCUAAUAGCUUACUCUUACUUACUUUCCCUCGCUCUGCUGAGUGCUGACGCUUACUGUAUUUAUAUUAUUUAGAAAAAUAAGAAAUUUAUAAUGUUCUUAUAAUAUAGAAAAAAACAUUUUGUUACUAGUGUGUAGAAAUUUGUAUCUUGAAGAGUGAAAAUGUCUGUUGCCUUUGCACCUCGAGGUAAUCGACCUCAAUUAAGCCCAGCACAAAUCCAAAAAAUGUUGGAUGAAAAUGCACAUUUAAUACAAACAAUUCAAGAAUAUCAAGCUAAAGGUCAGCUCAUGGAAUGCCACCAAUAUCAGCAAGUUUUACAUAGGAAUUUGGUUUAUUUAGCAACAGUAGCGGAUGCCAAUCAGAAUAUUCAAGCUCUUCUACCGCCACCACACCAAUUAGCUGCUGGUAAUGUUCAACAAGGUCCACUAAACCCACCUACAAGUGGAGCUGAAGUCCCAGGAUCACCUCAACAGCCCUACAGGCCACCAUCUGGGGUUUCAUCUACUCCAACUCGACCAACUCAAUCAUAUGGUCAAAGACCAUACCCACAAAAUCAGUAUCAAGGACAGUAUCAAGGUGCUCCAGGUGUCUAUCCACCUCAAGCUAGUUACGGGCCUCCCGGGCAAGGAUAUGGACCGCCUAAUCCAUCGCAACAACCACAGGGUUAUCCUCCCAAUUCAACUUAUGGUCCACCCAUUACUACUUCUCCCAAUAAUUAUCCACCAUCAACACACCCAGGUCCAGGAUAUCCCCAAUCAUCUAGUCAGCAACCUUAUGCUCCUCCACCAGGUAGUCCAGCUGCAGCAGGCUCACCAUAUCCUGUGCGUGGUUCAAGUCAACCGGCAUACACAGGAAAUUCAGGUUAUCCACCUCCCCAAUCUGGUGCUAAUUAUCCGAAUGUUGGUGUCAGUUCUUAUAACUCAACAACAUCUCAACCUCAACCAUAUCAAUCUCAACCUUUUCCAAAUACUACCCCAACUUCUGCAUAUAGCUCAACUCCUAUUUCACAACCUAAUCGUUCCCCACAACCUCCUCCCAGUGGAUACACAUCACAAAACCCAACAAGCACAGGAUAUGGUUCACCAUCUGCUCAAUCACCAACUUAUAAUUCUAGUUCCCAUGGAAAUAAUGUCCCUCCAUCAACUGUAGCAUCAGGUGCUCCGCCCCAAAGUGGUCCCCCAGGGCAACAAUAUCCUCCGGGUGGUCAACCCUCUCCAUAUCCCCCAGCAACACAACCGCCUUAUUCUAAUCCAUCAUCUCAACCUGGAAGUCCUGCUCCCUCGGUAUCAACUGCUCCUCCUCCACAAUCGUCAUAUCCUCAAAACCCUCAAAAUUAUCCCCCUGGAGGUGGUGCUUAUCCUCCUCAUGCCUAUCAACAAGGUUAUCCUCCAGCUCAAUAUCCACCGUCUCCUUAUCCAUAUGCCCGUGCCCCUGCACCUGGAGCACCACCACCUGGAGCUCCACAACCCUAUCCUGGUUAUGGCUUUCAGCCCCCUAAUCAGCAAUAGUCAUAGAUAUUGUAUUAAAAAAAGAAUUGAGAAGUCAAUUGCUAAAAAUCAGUCCUACAAAAAUUGCUCGAUUGUAUUUGGGGAGUAAACUAUCUCAAAGUAAGGAUUUUAAUAAUAUUAUCUAUAAAUGAUUUUCAUGUUAAUAUUAAGAUAGUUUAAGGGAUAAUCAUAAGAUUAAGUAAUAAUAAUUAAGGUACUGUUAGUUGGUUUUUAUAGUAUUCAAAUUUUGGCCUUUUUUCUAAUAAGAAGAAAGUACAGUUAUAGGUAUAAUUGAAUGGAUUUAAGUAGUCUUU
Molecule: messenger RNA, 1894 nt
Organism: Vanessa atalanta (red admiral)
Lineage: Eukaryota; Metazoa; Arthropoda; Insecta; Lepidoptera; Nymphalidae
Product: extensin-like
Exons: 2
Coding region: 255-1601 (448 amino acids)
Source: RefSeq, a predicted model, not a curated record